AUGUCCGGAAGCGCGCCUACCGAGGCUCCCACCCGGCCGGUCCUGGUGGAGCCCGAGCGGCAGCGCAUCCGGCUGGUACCGCGGUACAAGGAUCAGGGCUACAGCCCCGAACAGGUCGCCCGCCGCCGGGCCUGGGUGGAAGAGCGCACCGACACCGAGCUGCACCACAUCGGCGGCACUACCCUGCCCAGCGAGGAGUUUCGCGGCAACAUCGAGAAUCCGAUCGGCGCCGUGCAAAUGCCGCUCGGUGUCGCCGGCCCACUGCGGGUGCGGGGCGAACAUGCCAACGGCGAGUUCUACAUUCCGCUAGCCACCACCGAGGGCGCGCUGGUGCGCUCCUACGAGCGCGGCAUGGUCGCCCUGACCCGCGCCGGUGGGGCGGUGACCCGGGUAUGGUUGGACGAGAACCGAGUUUCGCCGGUGUUCUUCCUCGCCGGAGUGGCCGAAGCCCACAUGUUUGCCAGCCGCGUCGAAGGAGCGUUCGAAGACCUGCGACAGGCCGCCGAGGCAACCACCGCCCAUGGUCGCCUGCUGGCCGUCGAGUGCCUGCCGGUGGGGCGCGAAGUGAUCGUCAACUUCCGCUUUUACACCGCCGAUGCCCAGGGCAUGAACAUGAUCGUCAAGGCGGUGGAGGCGGCCUGCCAGUGGAUCGCCAAAAACCUCGGCGGUGAGCGCUACUACGUUUUCAGCGGCUACAACUCCGAAAAGCGCGCCAGCGGCUCGCUGCUGGCUGGCGGCAAGGGCAAGAAGGUAGUGGCCGGCGCCCGCUUGUCGCGCGAGGUGGUGAAAUCGGUGCUCCACCUGUCGCCCGAACAGCUGGUGCAUCUGUGGCAUCACACCGUCCUCGGCCAUCUGCAAGCCGGCGCCAUGGGCUACAACGGUCACUAUGCCAAUGGCUUGACGGCGCUUUAUAUCGCCUGCGGCCAAGAUGUCGCCAACGUCGCCAACUCGGCAGUCGGCAUCACCAACUUCGAGCUCACCGCCGAUGGCGGGAUCUACGCCAGCGUCACCUUGCCGUCGGUAUCGGUGGCCACGGUCGGCGGCGGUACCGGCCUCGGCACCAGCCGUGAGUGCCUGGCCAUGCUGGGCUGCGAAGGUGCCGGCGAUGCCCCGCGUUUGGCCGAGAUCGUCGCCGCCACCGUGCUCGCCGGUGAGCUGUCGAUGGGCGGCGCCAUCGGCAGCGGUGAGUUCGUGGUCGCGCACGAGACCUACGGUCGCAACCCACCGGAGCCGGAGCCCGAGUCGAAGCCCGAGAUCGAGGACGAGCGUUGA
This is a messenger RNA of Nerophis lumbriciformis (worm pipefish), 1272 nucleotides long. NCBI's taxonomy places the organism in Eukaryota, Metazoa, Chordata, Actinopteri, Syngnathiformes, Syngnathidae. The record is from RefSeq and is a predicted model, not a curated record.